AGGAUCCCAUCAGGUGUAGGAGGAGGCAAGAUCCGGUGGCCGAUGGCGGUUUCGAUUGCGCUUGCUGUUACGUGCUUCACUUCUCUUCUUCACAAAAACUUCUCCUUGCAGAGCCAGGUCACGGAUUUACAGGACCGGCUUGUUAUUGCCAAUACAAGAUUAAAACCAUGUCUUUUAGAUGGUCCCUUGGAUAUUGGCGACUCUGUAUCGGACAACACCAGCCAUAUAUCAAAUCGAAGUCUAAAGAAUUCUGCAUUGUUUUUCUCACUUGCUAUAUUGUCCAUCCCGCUAAUUUUUCUGAGGUAUGUUGAUUGCGUGUCAAGAUUAAGAAGAUCAGCAGAUUCUGAAGAAGUCUCCCUCAACAAGCAGUUAGCAUAUCGUGUUGAUGUGUUUUUAUCAGUCUAUCCCUAUUCCAAGCCAUUGGUUCUACUACUUGCAACUUUCUUGCUGAUAUGUGUUGGCGGCUUGGCACUCUUUGGUGUAACUGAUGAUAGCUUCGCGGACUGCCUCUGGCUGUCUUGGACUUACGUGGCUGACUCUGGUAAUCAUGCGAAUUCUGUUGGUGUUGGUCCUAAGUUAGUUUCAGUAUCCAUAAGUUUUGGUGGAAUGUUGAUAUUUGCGAUGAUGCUUGGGCUUGUCUCUGAUGCAAUCUCUGAGAAAUUUGAUUCUUUGAGGAAGGGAAGAAGUGAAGUUAUAGAGAAAGAUCAUACACUAAUCCUCGGUUGGAGCGACAAGUUGGGAUCUUUACUGAAUCAACUUGCAAUAGCCAAUGAAAGUUUGGGUGGUGGAAACGUGGUAGUGAUGGCUGAGAGAGACAAGGAGGAAAUGGAAUCAGAUAUUGCCAAAAUGGAAUUCGACUUUAAGGGGACAUCUGUAAUAUGCAGAAGUGGAAGCCCUUUGAUUCUUGCUGAUCUGAAAAAGGUCUCUGUUUCCAAGGCUCGUGCGAUCGUGGUGUUAGCUGAAGAUGGAAAUGCAGAUCAGAGUGAUGCUCGGGCGUUAAGAACUGUUUUGAGCCUAUCAGGAGUCAAAGAAGGGCUACGAGGACAUAUAGUUGUAGAACUCAGUGAUCUCGAUAAUGAGGUCUUAGUUAAGCUUGUAGGUGGGGAUCUUGUUGAAACUGUUGUCGCACAUGAUGUGAUUGGUAGAUUGAUGAUUCAGUGUGCUCGUCAGCCUGGUCUUGCUCAGAUUUGGGAAGAUAUUCUUGGGUUUGAAAAUUGUGAAUUUUACAUCAAAAGAUGGCCACAGUUGGAUGGAUUGCUGUUUGAAGAAGUACUAAUCAGCUUUCCUGAUGCUAUUCCUUGCGGUGUAAAGGUGGCAGCUUAUGGAGGAAAGAUCAUUUUGAAUCCAGAUGAUUCCUAUGUUCUACAAGAGGGUGAUGAGAUACUGGUGAUUGCAGAAGAUGAUGAUACUUAUGCCCCAACAACAUUGCCUAUGGUCAAAGAGGCAGUUUAUAUUGACAUCAUUCGGCCUCCAAGACAGCCACAGAAGAUUCUACUUUGUGGAUGGAGACGGGAUAUUGAUGAUAUGAUAGUGGUGUUGGAUGCUUUUCUAGCACCGGGAUCAGAGUUAUGGAUGUUUAAUGAUGUACCUGAGAAUGAGAGGGACAAAAAGCUUGCAGACGGAGGUCUGGAUUUCAGUCGCCUAGAGAAUAUAACUUUGGUCAAUCGUGAGGGGAAUGCUGUCAUCCGCCGGCACCUGGAAAGCUUGCCUCUUGAAUCAUUCAAUUCUAUUUUGAUUUUGGCCGAUGAGUCGGUUGAAGACUCAGCAAUUCAGGCCGAUUCAAGGUCUCUUGCAACCUUACUGCUCAUCAGAGAUAUACAGGCGAAGCGACUGCCAUAUGAAGUAACCAUGGUCUCACAAGUUCAUAGAGGAAGCUUCUCCCAGGGUUCUUGGAUUGGGGAAAUGCAGCAAGCAUCUGAUAAAUCUGUCAUAAUUAGUGAAAUUCUAGAUCCUAGGACGAAAAAUUUAUUGUCCAUGUCAAAGAUCAGCGACUAUGUACUAUCAAAUGAACUGGUAAGCAUGGCCUUGGCAAUGGUUGCAGAAGACCGCCAGAUAAAUGAUGUCUUAGAAGAGCUCUUUGCGGAAGAGGGAAAUGAGAUGCAGAUACGACCAGCUGAUCUCUACCUUCGAGAAGAGGAAGAGAUGAAUUUCUAUGAGAUAAUUCUACGUGCUAGACAAAGGAAAGAAAUCGUAAUCGGGUAUCGUCUCGAAAAUGCUGAGCGUGCGAUUAUGAACCCACCAAACAAAGAUACGAGGAGAAAGUGGUCGUCUAAGGAUGUCUUUGUAGUCAUAGCUGAGAAGGAAUGACUUCAUUGGAUAGCCUAUGAAUGAGAAUGGACUUUAACGAAGAAGAGAAUAAAGCGAAGGUUUCGAACCAGAAGAAGCAUUGAGGUAGCAACUGAUGACUGAUUGAAAUGUUUACCAAAAACAAUUACAUUUUAAAUGGCAAAAAUGCGUCAGAGCUUUAUGGGCGAAAACAACAGCAUAUAUAGUGACGGGGGUAAAAAGACCAAGUAGACUAUUGGCCCGAAUCAUCGUCGAACGUCAAACAUCUCAGCAGCUCCUAUCGAGAGCUGAGGAAAUAGUUGGCCAACAUGAGUUUGUUAUACUGAAGCAUAAAAUGUAGAGCUUUAUUCAGCAUAUCGAUCUACAAAUGAAUAAUAUUGAGAUGAAAUGUCUCAAUAAAUGUGUAAAAUUCUUCCCUUUUGUGUUAGAUAUAUAGAUUAAAUGUACUAUAUUGCUCGAGAGUUCAAGGGGAAGUAUAGUGUUACUCAGAGGGGUAUAUCUUUGAAUGACCCCAACCCCGCAAAAGAAAAAAAGAAAAGAAGAAUUGCGGAUAGUUCAAAAGGCUCUGUAAUUUUUUUUUCGAGAAGAGAUUUAGGAUCUGAUGAGAUUCAUGUGAAAGCCUACAAAAUUUUCAUUGUAAAUGCAAAUUCAGUUCGUAAAUCUGCUCGAAUGAUCAUACUACUAAAUGCUUAUGCUUGUU
Messenger RNA from Ananas comosus (pineapple), 2986 nucleotides. RefSeq names its product probable ion channel CASTOR. NCBI's taxonomy places the organism in Eukaryota, Viridiplantae, Streptophyta, Magnoliopsida, Poales, Bromeliaceae. Gene Ontology annotation, biological process: monoatomic ion transport. The transcript is spliced from 12 exons. The coding region runs from base 43 to 2307 and encodes 754 amino acids. The record is from RefSeq and is a predicted model, not a curated record.